AUGCCUCUCGCCAAUCGACACACGACAAGCUCUGAAAACACCUCCGAUCAUCGUGAUGAUGACAACGACGAUGAAUUCGAGCGGUUGUUGCUUGAUGACAUCACUCCUUCUCAACAUCAUCAUCACUUGAAGUCUGAAACCAAUCCUUCUUCAAGAUUACAUCAUUUAAGAAAUAGUUGUUAUCCUCCUUCUCCGAAUCGAACCACAACAACAAGAGCAUCCUCUGUCAGGACAAGCUUGCGUCAUGAUCGUUGUCAUGAUCGCCAUCAACAUCUUGAAAAUGACAAUGAAGAGUCCACUUGUGUGUUUUUACAACAACAACAACAGCACUCGUCGAAUCAAAAAGAAAAGCAUCAGCAGUAUGAUGAUGACCAUGACGACCACUCUUUUGACAAGUUCAAGAUCUUGUUGUCUCAUCACAUGUUUUGUUGUUGUGAUUUCAUCCCAUCGUCCUUGUUGUUUCAAAGAUUGCAUCGAGCUUUCAAAAGAAAGAGGACUAGUUGUUGUUCUUUGCAAAGAAAUAUCGAUUCGGAAAACAAAUUCAUUUCCUUGCUGCUAUUGGGCAUUCUCACAUUAGUUGCGAUUGUCUUUUUGUGUUUGGGAUUUUUGGUGGCAUUGAGUGUGAGUGGACAUUUGAGUUUUGGAAAAGUGAACUAUACCGUGUGGCAAUCCUCUAAUUAUUUAAUUCAUAAUGGAUCUUCUUCUCAUCAUCGAUCUCAUCGAACGAAAUCGGUGAAAGAUUGGCCUCAUGAAGCUCGAGCUCUCAAAGAAUGGUUAUUGCAAAAUUGGAAACUUAUUUUGGAAACUCCUCAAUAUGGAAAGUUGAACGAAUCUCAAUUGGAUUUAAUUGUGUUUCGAAUGGAUUAUUCAAGUUUUCUUAAACCGGUUCAAUUGAAUUCAGAAACGAUUGCAAAAUCGCUCGAACAACUUCAAAUGAAUUUACCAGAACUAUCCUUUCGAAUUCAUGUCGUCGAUUCGGCCAUUUCCGAUCACCUUAGCCAAACAUUGAGCCAUUUACUGGAAUCGUAUGGAAAUUCAUGGCUCAUGGCCAUCACUCAUGAGGACAUUCCAUUGUUUAUUCCUUCGAUUUUUUAUCCACUGAAUAGUCUCAUUUCACAUCAAGUGUUAACUUUAAUCAUGUACAAUAGAUAUCAAGUCGAGCCCAUGUCUCAAACAAGAAUUCCCAAAUCAUUUAAGGAACGAUUCGAAAUGAGUACAAAUUUUUGGUUUGAACUCAUUGAAAACGAAAUUUAUGAAUUGGAGAAAGUUUCGACACAUUUGGUGCGACUCGAGCAAUAUUCACAACAAGUGAAGAAUAUGCUUUCACAUGAUUCGAAUGCACAAUCGUAUCGCCAAAUUAUGGAACUACUUAGCCAUAAAAUGCUGAACGCAGAAGGUAAAUGUACUGCCAUGGCAUUGGCAUUACCAAAAAAGGUAAAAGAACAAGACCCUUCUCUAGAUUAUUCAAAAUUUUUACAACGUCAUAAGGGAAUAUUUGCUCCAUUGAUACCACUCUUCAUUACCAAUGAUCAAACCAUGUAUUUUCGAGGAGAUUUAAUCUUUAAGAAAGUCGUUUAUUUGGAAAAUUCGGAAUUUAUGGACUUGAUUGCAAAAUAUUAUUGCUAUCAAUUUUAUCGAAUGCCGAAAAAGGACCGUGAGGAUCAACAUGCGAUUACCAAUAUCGAUGUUGAUAAAGGAGAGACCACCAUUGAGACAAGUGAUGGAAUGAAACACAUGGUCGAAUUGUUCACCUAUCGACCUUUGAAAAAAACGCCAAAAAUCAUUCACUUGGCCAUUCAACUCGGAGGAAAUCAUCCCAAUGCUCGACACAAUUUAAAUUUAGAUUCGUACGCCAUGAAAUUGGCUCAAUAUCUUUCAGAAAUUGUCUCUUCCUUCAAAGUGACUGUGAUUUAUUGUGGAAAAAACUCGAAACUCUUUCGAUAUUUACAAUCGUUUUCACAUCAAGUCCAUAAGGUCAUACAAGUCACAUCAAAGAAAGACUAUGAAACACUUCUCAAAGAAGAUUCCAUUUCCAUGGUCCAUGCUUUUUACUCUCUGUAUGGAAUUAAGAUUUGCCACAAGUUGAACAUUCCAUUCAUUCAAACACUCAACACUCCCUAUCAAUUUCUCUUUGAUGAUCCAAAACGAUUGAAACAAUUCCGUAGAAUGGACCCAUUCACCUCUCUCUAUAUUGCCAUGUCGGGUGAUGUCGCUCAAUUCUCAGACUUGUCACUUGGAUUGAAUAUUGGAAAAAUGUUGAUCUUAAGGCAGGGACUCGAACCUCAGCCUCUCGAGAAUUGUCAACGAUUUUCUUAUCUAUUGCCGACUGAGCGCAAACACGUGUGGAAUCAAUGGGUGGAACCUCUCACGAAACAACACAUGCUUCAUGAACUCGAUCGAGUGGUGGUGCUCACUCAAGUCGAUACUCAUGUGACACCUGCUUCGGGACAUCAUUUAUCGAUCCGAGCUUUGGUAGAGUUGAAAAAGAGACUCCGUGAGGAUCCAUUGCAAUUUCUUAAUGUACAUCCAGUGUUGUUAUUGGUGGGAGAAUUUCAGGAUCCUCAGUGGCGUUCACAUUUACAAGAAUUAGUGAAACAGAAUGAUCUUUCGAAAGAAGUCUUUUUUUUGGAGGAUCGUUCCACCAUUCAAAAAUUAUAUUGUCAUCUCUUUGCGAUGAGUGAUGUCAUGUUGCAUCCAAAUCUAUUGGAAGGAUGGUCCUCUUUCGUUGCACAAAGUGUUUACAUGAAGAAAGAUUUAGUGUCGACAGUGAUGGGAGGAUCUUUGGAAAUUAUUUCACAGUUUAAGGGUUUGACAACGAUUGAAAAAUUUGUCGAUCCACCUCAUCCCAUUCUCAUGAGUUUAUUGAACACCAAUGAGAAUCAACCUCUGCUGUCAGAUGUCAAAAGUGAAGAUGCAAAGACUCCAUCCAUGCUUGAAAAAAUAUAUCCAGAAUUUUGUAAACAUUUUGCAGAGAUCAUUCACGAAGUCUUGUCGACUCGUAAGUCCAUUGGUCACAUGCCGUCGUAUGAUGAUCGGAGAAGUGAGGAUAUGUUUGUGUCGCAUUCACAUCGAGGAUAUAAAAGAUUAUAUGAAAUGAUUGAUACGUUUGGAAUUUCUGAAACGAAUAUUCCAUUUUUGAUUAAGAAAUUGUUUCGAAGAGGAUAUCAAUAG
Messenger RNA from Naegleria fowleri, 3171 nucleotides. RefSeq lists its product as uncharacterized. Gene Ontology annotation, molecular function: glycosyltransferase activity. The transcript has a single exon. The record is from RefSeq and is a predicted model, not a curated record. The coding region runs from base 1 to 3171 and encodes 1056 amino acids. NCBI's taxonomy places the organism in Eukaryota, Heterolobosea, Eutetramitea, Acrasida, Naegleriidae.